CAUUUACAGUUUAUUAGUUGGCGAAGACGGAUGCAAGCAGUAAAGCCGGAAAGUUUUAAGUCGAUGUUAGGGAAAACUUGUACGAAAGUUUACGUGACGGCGCUGAAAUUGAAGUCGAAGUGGAGUGAAGCGAAGUGGAGGUGUGUUGAAGCAAAGUGAGUGCAAUAAAGUGCGGGUGUGUGCGCGUUUGUUUGGAGGGCAUGCAUGAAAUGUGCCCGCAAUUGCUAUGCAACAUCAAUAACUAAAUGCAAAGAAGUCGAGAAAUAACAACAAUGUUAAUCACAAUUUCAUUUAAAUGAAUAAAAGUGCAGCAACCACAAACGAAGCGAAAUAAAUUAUAUAAAUGCGCAUACAAAUGUAGACAUGUGUGUAUGUUAUAAUGAGGACUGCGUAAUCAACAAAAUAUGACUAAGUACUAGCAGAGUCUGCAGACAGCAGUCUCGCUGUCAGCUUGAGAUACAUUUGCGACAAUAGCGAUCGUACUGCCUUUCGAAGUACACCUGUACAAGCUUAACAAAAACAAAGACUACAAAUAUUUUACCUCAGCCGUUUCUGCAUUCAAAUAAAUAAACACAACGGCAGAAAUCCAAUCAAAAAUAUUUGCAUGCAAUCAAUUGUGAUAAAUUAGUUUUCUGACAAAAACAAAAAAAAAAGCCGGGAAAAAGCGAACUAACCAAAUAUACAUAAAUUUAUAUGAAAAAUGCACAAUCAAUCGAAUCGUGUCAAAAUGUCAACGCAAUAUUACAACAAAAGCAACAAGAACCGCGUUCUAUCCAACAACCGACAAUUCACCUACAUCACUCUGCUGUUCAGCAUAUUUGCCUUGAUUUGGCCUGCCGAUGGCUUUAAUUUUGCAAAUCAACCGAAUAUUGCAAUUCCAUCGCCGCAGCAUUUGAAAUUCUUCAAACCACAAACACGCAGUUCCUACUUCGGCUACACGCUGGUGAUGCGACCAACAAGCAUAAUUGUUGGUGCUCCACGAGCUCAAUCCACACUGCCCGCCCAGCGGAACGUCAAUGAAACUGGUGCCAUUUAUCGUUGCACUCUCUCACCCGUAGCCACCUGCAAUCCAUAUGUCAUUGAUGAUAGAGGUAAUGUCACCCUCGAAAAGUUCGACUCAUACACCUAUGACAAUGAAGCCCGUGACAAUCAGUGGCUUGGUGCUGCCAUGGAUGGUGGCACGAAGGACACCGAUAAACUCUUAAUUUGUGCGCCACGGUUCUUAUCACCCACCGCUAAUGAUUACUUAAUGAAUGGCAUCUGCUACUGGGUCAAGGAUACACUUAAUGACAAUCCCACCAAUGUUCAGAGGAUCUCACCGUUACGCCUAAAAUCGGAUCAAAUGAAGACUUUUAACAAUCAUCGUAGUUACUAUUAUAUGUUGGCGGAGGAGGGCCUAAGCGCACAUGUGACAGAUAAUAAUGAAGAGUUCGUGAUUGGGGCGCCUGGUAUUAAUACGUGGAAGGGCUCGGCAAUACAUGUUCGCAAAAGGUUUGAGGAGGAUCCAAUAUUGAGUAGGCGUGACACAUACGAAAGAAAGCGUGUUGCUCGGCAACUUGACUUCUCGGGUCAAUAUACGUUGAACACCGAAGAUCAACCGAAUGAUUCGUACUUUGGUUAUGCCGUCGCUUCGGGUUACUUCGAUAGCAAAGAAAAGAAUCGACUGAUGUACGUGGCGACAGCGCCUCAGGCCAAUUUGCAAUCUGGAGAGGCCUAUUUGUACAAAUAUUCUGAGGAUAGUACGCUUAAGAUGACACGCGUUUAUGUUUUUCGUGGUCUGCAAUUUGGUGAAUAUUUCGGUUAUUCGCUGCUGACAGAAGAUCUCAAUGGUGAUGGGCUCACUGAUGUGGUAGUCUCAGCGCCACAACACUCAACAUCGGGUUCUUUCGACGAUGGCGCCAUCUAUGUGUUCCUUAACAAAGGCAAUUUUAACUUCGAACAGAAACUGAUACUUUACCCCGCAACCGGCAAAGCACGCUUCGGUACCACGCUCAGCAGGCUGGGAGAUAUCAAUCACGAUGGCUUUAAUGAUAUUGCUGUUGGUGCACCAUUUGCUGGCAAUGGGUCCGUCUUCAUCUAUCUUGGUAGUAAUGACGGUUUACGAGCGCAACACAGCCAACGCCUGAACUCACCAGAUUCGGUGGUCAGCAAGUAUGGUGAACAUAUGUUUGGACACGGUCUUUCAAAGGGCGCAGAUAUUGAUCACAACGGAUUCAACGACUUUGCCGUCGGCGCGCCAAAUGCCGAGGCCAUUUUCGUUUAUCGGGCCUAUCCGGUAGUGAAGAUAUACGCAACAGUUAAAUCACAAACUCGUGAAAUCAAAACCGAUCAAAACACAUUUAAGAUCACCGCAUGCUACAAAAUUACAACCACAUCCACACAAAUAAAAGAUCAAGAUCUGGCCAUACGUAUUGUUGUGGAUCCGCAGGUGAAGCGUGUUAAGCUGCUGCAAACACGCACAAAUGAGAUUAGUUUUAAUACGACGGCAGGUUUGCAAGAGCAAUGUCGUUCAUUUGAUUGUGAAGUACAUAGUAGUGUGGCGGAUAUCUUCAAGCCGAUCGAGUUGGAAAUGCACUAUGAUCUUAUCAAUGGAGUGCCAAAAUCUGAAGUUUUCUGUGAUAAAUGUGCCGCUGUUGAUCCCGCCGAGUCGAAAGUAUAUAGUGAGAAAAUCAUCUUUAGCACGGGCUGUAGUUCGGAUAUUUGCGUGGCCGAUCUUGAAGUUAAAAGCCACAAUUUGGAUCACACAUACAUUCUCGGCAGCAGUCGCACACUGUCCGUCACUUAUGACAUAACUAACAAUGGCGAAACCGCAUAUCUACCUCAAAUCAGUAUCACUUCAUCAAACCGCAUGCCAUUCGCCAAAAUACCUGGAAACUGUCGUAUUAAGGAUACUGAUUAUUUAGAAUGUGAUUUAAAUAAUGGCGUGGCGAUGGCGAGAGGCGCCAAAGAUUCGUUUACCGUAAUUUUCGAUGUGGCGAGUAUAUCGGGAAAGGCCAUGGUUCUGACGGCCAAAGUGUUCAGUACAGGCAAAGAAGCAAAUGAAGCUAAUAAUAAGGUCACCGAUGUAAUAACGCUUGGAGAGUUCACCGAAAUCGAUAUUGUUGGUAUCCCCAAAACGCCUCAUGUCAACCUGGAAAAAAUUAGCAACACCACGGAAAUCAUUAAUAACUAUGAGAUAAAAAGCGUGGGUCCCAGUACGGUCGGCGCCAUGGAUGUGGUCUUCUAUAUACCUGUGGCAUAUAAAGUGCCCGGUACUACAAACACCAUACAAAUAAUCGAAAUGGAUAGAAUAAAUAUGCAGGCUGUCUACGACGCCCAAUUGAUUGGUAUCGAUUAUUAUCAAAACAAUACACAGCUUAUAAUGAAUACUAUAGAGAUUUCGACGAGUACUCACAGCACGACCACAGCGUCCAAAUUGAAGGAGUAUAAAAAGAGUAGCACGACUUAUGAGUACAACAGCUUGUAUGAUAUGACAGUGGAAAGUGAUAGUUAUCACACAGAAGACACCUCGAACAUGUCUUUACGUCGCAGACGUCGGCAAGCUGCUGCCCAUACGGCAACCAAAGCACAGUAUGCGCGUAUAGUAAAAGCGCACGAGUUGUUGGGCGAAGAACUGAAGGGUAAACUGCCGGUGAAUCGUACCAUCGUUUUCAAUUGUAAUGAUCCCGAAAUGACAAUAUGUGUGCGUGCUGUUAUGCGUGUCUAUAAUUUCAAUCCUGAGAAGCCCAUCACUGUCAAUAUGAAAUAUCAGGUCGAUUUGAAUGAGAUUAAUCAAAUACUAAUUGAACCGUGGGAAUAUUUUGUUAUACUAAUCGGUUUGGAUGUGAAAAAAAUCGGUGACUUUAAUGAGAAAUCGCUGGCAAUACGAAAGAGCAUCGACUACAAUAUUGUGUCGAAGCAUCAACUCUAUGGCACACCAUUCUGGGUGUAUAUAUUAGCUGUGCUGGGUGGACUGUUGCUAUUGGCGCUAAUGACUUAUGGAAUGUAUAAGCUCGGCUUCUUCAAACGCGCGAAGAAGGAAGAAAUGGAUGCACUGGUGCACCAAGGCUCAACGAGACCGGCACAAGAAGAUGUUGAGCCAGAAGCAGAAAAUCUAAAUACAGAAAGUUAUGCCAAAAUGUAUCGCGCCCAAGUGCUUUGUGUAAUUUUGUAUUUGAAAUUCUUCGCGGUGCAAACAUUUAAUUUAGCAUCAAAACCAAAUCUUUUGAUAAACGAACCGGUAAAUUAUCAGCUUAAGAAGGACAUCAACCAAAAACACAGUUCGUAUUUUGGUUACACAAUCGUUCUGCGUGAAAAAAGUAUUAUAAUUGGCGCGCCGCGAGCCCAAACUGUUCAAGCUAAUUCCGAAGCAACAGAGACGGGUGCCAUCUACAAAUACAACAUCGCCUCCAACACAACAAAACCAAUCGUUUUCGAAAAUAUAAUGAGAUUUGAAACCUUCGACAAGUUAGAACUAAACACAACUGAACAAUGGCUAGGUGGGGCCAUGGAUGGUGGAAGCAGGGAUGAAGAUCCCUUAAUUGUAUGUGCGCCACAACUGAAAGCUUUGCAGCCACACCGGCUCCCAGGUGCUCUAUUUAUGCAUGGCGUUUGUUACUGGACCAAUAGUACGAUUGAUAAGGAGUCUCAAAAUCAAGUGACUUGGAUACUUAACCCAUUUGGGGCCAAAGGUCGAGAGUCGCAACAAAUAGCCACAAAAGGUGUGAAACAUAAAUUUUACGAUUUUGGAAUGGGUGAGCUAGGCUUUAGCGUACACAUGGCGCCAAAUAAUGAAGAGAUUAUAGCUGGCGCACCAGGCAAAUAUAACUGGGCAGGUGCGGCAAUUCAUUUUAAUAUGCAAAAUCUUAGUCCCGAUGGAUCAAAGGAAGCACAUGAAAUGUUCACGUAUAAAGGAUAUGCAGUGGGAUCUGGCUAUUUCGAAAGCAAUAAUCGGCAAAAACUUUACUAUGUGGCUACAGUCCCGAAAGGUAAUCAGCAAUUAGGACAGGCACAAAUUUACACCAAAACACCAGCCGGUGCUCAUCCACUUUUGAAUUUAGCUGGCGACCAGUAUGGUGAAUUUUUUGGCUAUGCUUUACUGGUAGAAGAUCUGAAUGGUGAUAGCUUAGAUGAUAUCCUAAUUGGUGCCCCAUAUCGCACUGUAAAUGGCAUUUAUGAAGCAGGCGCCGUGUAUGUGUAUAUUAAUCAGGGAUUAAAAACACAGUUGAACUUCAAACAUUCGAUAAUAGAGUCCCCUUUCCGGAGUAGAGGACGUUUCGGAGCUGCGCUUAGUGCAUUGGGUGAUAUCAACGGGGAUGGUUAUAAAGACAUAGCCAUUGGUGCACCCUUUGCGGAUGAUGACGGUGCUGUCGCCAUUUACUUCGGUGGUCCAACCGGCCUAGAUGCGCAGCCCAGGCAGAUAUUGAAUGUCAGCGAUCAGUUUAUGGGUGGCAUGUUUGGACAUGGCCUCUCCAAAGGUGUAGACAUCGAUGCGAAUGGCUUUAAUGACUUGGCUAUUGGCGCACCAAACGCGGACACAGUCUUUGUUUAUCACGCCUAUCCGGUGGUGAAAAUAAACGCUACCAUACGGCCCAUGCUAAAUUUAAUUCCUACAAAUGCAAAGAGUCUAGAGUUUGAAAUAUGCGUCAGUAUCCUAACGAAUUCGACUAAGAUUCAGACGCAGGAAAUUUUAUUGGAUUUGAAAGUGGAUACCAAGGAGAACCGAGUCGAUAUUUCCAAUUUGAGAAGAAUUGGACUCCGUAUAGCCGAACUUUUACCGAAUUGCGUGUUGUACGAAUCCUCCCUCACAUUCGAUCCGCGUUAUGUAUUUGUUCCGAUAGUUUUCGAGCUUUCAUAUCGACUGAAGCAUGAUGCGAAAAUGUUAAGUGGCUCAGAAUUUUGUAAGGAAUGCGCUGUAGUUGACCCGCAUUGGCCGAGUGUGACAAGGACGAGUGUACAAUAUAUGCACAAUUGUGUGGGCGAUGUUUGCUUCGUCGAUCUGCAGCUACAGAGUGUGAACGUACCCUUUAAUUUUACACUGGGCACCACUCCAAUCCUACCAGUCAAAUACGUCAUUACGAAUGUAGGCGAAGAGGCCUAUAAUACAGAAUUGGUAAUUAAAUCCUCCAUUAAUGUACCCAUCGCCAAAUUACCAGCUGAAUGUGUGGGAGAAUUCGACGUGGAAUGGAGAGUUGUGUGCAGUUUGGCUAACCGUCGAGCUUUUAUCGGAAAUUCCGUACUGGAACUCAGUUUCGAUUUGAGUAAUGUUGCGGGUGUUGCAGAAAUUCAUAUAAGUGCAGCUGUUUCCAGCACAGGCAUUGAAAAAACCCAGGUUAAUAAUUUGGUUUAUGAUACCGUAAAAUUGAUAACAACAGCGGAAAUAUGGAUAGUAGAGACUUCAAUGAAUGAAAUCGCAGCUAUUACAGACCAGAUGCAAAAUAUCACAGUGGCGACGAGUUUUGAGAUACAAAAUAUCGGUCCAAGUCCAUUGAGUCUCUUCGACUUACUCAUUGAAUUUCCCAUUGGAUACAUUGAUGAGAAAAGCACAGUUCGAAACUAUAUCAACAACAUCUCAGCUCAAGUGCACAUCAAGGAUUUUGUAUACCCUAAUUUAGCAUUUGAAAUAUCACCACCCGUAUCUCCAUCAACAUUGAAUACGACGGAAAUAUUGAACUUGAAUCAUUUAACCGGAAAUCGCGCGAUUUUCCUCAACUGCCAAUCGAACGAAAAAUCGAAAACGAAAAUGUUAUGCGCUUUGAGUGACUUAUCAUUACAAUGUGGACUACAACCCGGACAAAAUAUAACGCUGGAACUAAGCUAUGAAAUCCAUUGGCCAAGCAUUGAAAACUUGUUGGUCAACAAUACAGAAUAUUUGGUACAUGUUCCUAUGGUGGAUUUGAAAGCUGAUUCAAAAUUAAAUGGAUUUUUGAGCAUAAAAAGACAUCUCAAAGGUGCAGUUUUUGUGAAGAUCAAUAAACGGAAUACACUUUGGAUUUAUAUUGCUUCUAUAAUCGGCAGCGUGCUUUUGCUGGUUGGAGUGAUGUGGCUGUUGAAGAGGUUGGGUUUCUUCAAACGAGUGACUAAAGAAGAAAUGGAAAAAAAUUUCAUAGAAAAACAAGAAAAGGCGCGCAUGAAAGAGGAACUAGAUGAAUGUGUCGCAGAAAUCGAGGAGGAUCCCGAAAGUAUUUAAUAAAAUUGAUUUAAU
Anastrepha ludens (Mexican fruit fly) is the source of this 7183-nucleotide messenger RNA. Its product is annotated as integrin alpha-PS3. Gene Ontology annotation, cellular component: external side of plasma membrane; integrin complex. The transcript has 26 exons. The record is from RefSeq and is a predicted model, not a curated record. Gene Ontology annotation, molecular function: integrin binding. Gene Ontology annotation, biological process: cell adhesion mediated by integrin; cell-cell adhesion; integrin-mediated signaling pathway. The coding region runs from base 701 to 7168 and encodes 2155 amino acids. NCBI's taxonomy places the organism in Eukaryota, Metazoa, Arthropoda, Insecta, Diptera, Tephritidae.